Messenger RNA from Plodia interpunctella (Indianmeal moth), 2221 nucleotides. RefSeq names its product ER membrane protein complex subunit 2-like. NCBI's taxonomy places the organism in Eukaryota, Metazoa, Arthropoda, Insecta, Lepidoptera, Pyralidae. The coding region runs from base 176 to 1051 and encodes 291 amino acids. The record is from RefSeq and is a predicted model, not a curated record. Gene Ontology annotation, cellular component: EMC complex. The transcript is spliced from 7 exons. Gene Ontology annotation, molecular function: protein binding. Gene Ontology annotation, biological process: protein folding in endoplasmic reticulum.
UCUAUAAUUUGUACAUUAUAGGUAACCUACCUACUAGGCUAUUGUUACCUACUUAUUAAAUUGAGCCUACUUACUUGUUUUCCAAAUCACAUCACAUAAGAUAGACACCUAUUUCAUGUAAAAUAGAAAUACAAAGUAUUUUGUAUUUAAUUGGAGAAUAACUAAAUUAGUAAACAUGUCUGACAGUUACGAUGAUAUGGAUAUAAGCGAAAUUCGCAAUUGUCUUCGAGUGUGGCGUGAAUCCAAUGAAAGAAAAAGUGAAGAGGUGUUAACCAUUUGGAAUAGAUACCAAGAGAAGUUUAGUAAAAUGCCUGUCAAUGAAAAAUACAUAGCAUUGGAGCAAGUAUUUUAUGCAGCUUUAGACUGUCAUGAUUAUAAUGAAGCAGGCUUUAUUUUAGCUAUAUUUAUGCAAGAUUUUGGUCCUAGCAGUGUGAGAGUUUUCCGACAUCGGAUUGCAUUAUUGGAAGCUGAAGAAGACUACGAUUCAGCAUUAACACAUCUGGACAGCAUGAUAAAAAUGGACGAGACCAAUGCAGCACUGAGAAAAAGGCGUGUUGCCAUUUUUAAAGCCCAAGGGCUAAUUGUUGAGGCUGUCAAAGAAUUGGUGGAUUAUUUGAAAAAGUUCAUGUCGGACGCGGAGGCGUGGCAGCAGCUGUGCACGCUGUACCAGCAGCUGGGGGAGUACUCGCGCGCGGCGUUCUGUGCCGAGGAGCUGCUGCUGCACCAGCCCCACAACCAUCUGGUGCACCAGCGGCUGGCGGACCUCCGAUACACCAUGGGUGGUGCGGAAAAUAUGGAGUUAGCCAAAGCAUACUACUGCCAAUCACUCAAGCUCAACCCGAACAACAUGAGAUCCCUGUUGGGGCUGUUUUUGGUGACGAAUAACCUCUUAAACCACUACAAAUCGUCAGGGAACAGUUCGAAACGCAAAGAGAUUUGGCGUCUCAGCCAAUGGGUGCAGUCGCAGGUCUCCAGGAAGCAGAGGGACGCCCGGGCCGACAACUCCCCGGCCCUCACCAAUAUGAUGUUGGCGUUAGCCAUCACUGAGUGAGGUGACGAAGAAUCGAUAGAUCAGCUAUUUUAUCUAAAGCCAUUCAUAUUUCAUUACUAUAAUAAUCCUAAUUAUUAUUACUACGGAAUUUUAACAAGUGUUAUUUUUUGAUACUUCAGAAAAGAUAAGCCAUCUGGUUUUUUCGAAAUAAAAUAAAAGAAUAUAUAACUGAAUUAGAUCUAAUUAACAAUAGUUUACUUCAUAAAAUUCCAUUUUUCAUAUCUGAUUUCAUUCAUUUAAUAGUGGCACAGAUGUCGUGACGUCACGUCGUAAAUUCUACGUCUAAAUGUCAAAUUUCGUUGUAAAGUCAUGCAUUGUAAAACAAUCUUAAGGCAACGUUAUUUAGGAAGUCCUUUUUAAUUUUUAAAAUAAUAAAAUGUUGUGCGAUUGCAAAGGUUGUUCUUAUUUUGCGAAGAAUUUCGCGAAUGAAGGACGCCAUGUUUUUUCGCAAGGACAACCGUUUCAUUUUGACAUUUCGCUUCGACCAGACUGGUAACAAUUUACACGUGAACCAUUUUGAUGUCAAGUAAUGUAAUGAAAAUUGGGCUAAAGAAUCAAAUUUCCUUGGACAAGUGUAAGAAAGAAAGGGAAGUAAAAACUUAUUUUCUGUCAGAUACUUGCACCAAUGCAUGUAGAUGAUUUUGCUAAUCAGAUUGUAAUUUUACAAUAAUAUUAUUGUGAGCAAGUUUUAUUAUGUGGUGGGUCUUGUGUGAAUGAAACGGAUAUAUUUUAUGAAAAGGAAGUAGCCAAUUUUGUUAUUGAAUUUAUUAUCUUUGAAUGCAGUUUAAGUGACAUAUUCGAGAAAAUACAUGUGUAUGAAGCAGACUGUUUUCCAGUUCUAUAGUUUCAAUUUUAUAAACAUAAAUAAAUAAUAAAUUAACUUCACCUUGCAUUUUUAAAAAGAGAUGGGUACGGAAUAAUCAAUCUUUCUACAGAUAGAAAAAAAACUGUAUAUAUUUGAUAAAAACAAGAAUUACAUGAAAACAUAAAAAUUUUAAACAUUCUAGAUUUUUAUUUUUAACUACCACAGUCUGCACCAUAAUUAUUUUAAUCCAACAUGUUGAUAUAUAAAAUGUAUUACUUUAUUUGUUAGUAUAUGUGUUUAAUUAUUAUAUUUAUUUGUAAGGAAAUGGUUGUCAACUAUUUAAAAUUAAAUUAUAUGUUAAGUGA